AUGCUCCUCCCAGUGCAAGCCGGAGAUUCUCAGAGUUCAAAUAAUUCUGGUGUGUUGCACCAGCAUUUGACGCGUAGUAAUCCACAACGUUCUUCAGUUCUAACCAGUUUCGACCUGCCGCGCCAACAAGUGAGAGAGUUCGCCGCCCCAUCGCCGCCACCUCGCGACCCGUACCGCGAUAUCCCAGUCAAGAUCCACGUUCGCAGACCAGAGAGGGACCAGUGGACGUACAUGGGCCGCGGUAUUGUUACACAAGAAGGCGUAGGUGAGCCUGGUCAGAUGCCCAUCAGGUCGGCAAGUUCCCGCAAGAUUCUCAUAACCUGGGGAGCGGAGUCUGCAGUUCAACCUGAGAGGCGCGGAAACUUCGUCGUGAUAGGAUGUGUGGAAGGGAGCCGCGUAGUAUCAUGGUCGCUGAACACGCAGAACAGCUCCGAGACACUUCGCCUGCUCGCGAGCAUCGAACUCGCGUGCAGUCCUCGUAAGCAUUCCCCUACCGAAUCGCAGAGCGCCUUCCGUCGGCGCGUUCAUCGGGUGAUCAAGGAUGACCGAAAGCGAAGGCACAAACGUCGCAAGGACCAGGAUGCCAUGGUCGCUGCAUUCGCCCGCACAGCGCUGGAGUCGGCACCGCCUGAGCAGCCAAUGAGCUCAGCUCAUGUGGUGACGCUGCAGUAG
This is a messenger RNA of Laetiporus sulphureus 93-53, 672 nucleotides long. RefSeq lists its product as uncharacterized. The record is from RefSeq and is a predicted model, not a curated record. Lineage: Eukaryota; Fungi; Basidiomycota; Agaricomycetes; Polyporales; Laetiporaceae. The transcript is spliced from 4 exons. Bases 1 to 672 code for a protein of 223 amino acids.